GCUUGAUGAGAUGCAAAUGAGAUGCAAAUGUAUUCAGGAAGGCUCAGGAGAGCCAGAAGGAGAUGAAGCUGUUGUUAGAUAUGUACAAAUCGGCCCCAAAGGAACAAAGGGACAAAGUGCAGCUCAUGGCCGCCGAGCGCAAGAGCAAGGCCGAGGCCGAGGAGCUCCGUGGCCGUGCCCGGGAGCUGGAGGAACGUGAGAGGAGGGAGAGCAAGAAACUGGCGGACGAAGAGGCCUUGAGGAGACUGAGGGCGGCCGAGGAGAGCAUCGAAGGCCUGCAGAGGAGGCUGGCCGCCACCAAACAGGAGGAGGAGGCGCUGCUGUCGGAGAUGGAUGUCACAGGCCAAGCCUUUGAGGACAUGCAGGAGCAGAACCUGCGUCUGAUGCAGCAGCUACGGGAGAAGGAUGAUGCCAACUUCAAGCUGAUGUCGGAGCGCAUCAAGGCCAACCAGAUCCACAAGCUGCUCAGGGAGGAGAAGGACGAGCUGGCGGAGCAGGUGCUGGCGCUCAAGGCACAGGUGGACGCCCAGCUGCUGGUGGUGCAGAAGCUGGAGGAGAAGGAGCGAGUCCUGCAGGGCAGCCUGGCCGCCGUGGAGAAGGAGCUGGCCAUCAGGACACAGGCCCUGGAGCUCAACAAGAGGAAGGCCGUGGAAGCGGCUCAAUUGGCCGAGGACCUUCGAGCUCAGGGGGAGCACGUUCAGAGUCGGCUCAGGGAGCUGCAGGCCUGCGCUGCUGAGAACAGGGCGGCCAAGGACAAGGAGUCCCUCAGCCUCAAGAGGGCACAGGAGGAGCUGUCGAGGCUGCGUCGGAAGCUGGAGAAGCAGCGCAAGGUGGAGGUGUACGCGGACGCCGACCAGAUCCUACAGGAGGAGAUCAAGGAAUAUAGGGCCCGCCUGACGUGCCCCUGCUGUAACGCGCGUAAGAAGGACGCGGUGCUGACCAAGUGCUUCCACGUCUUCUGCUUCGAGUGCGUCAAGAGCCGCUACGACACGCGGCAGCGCAAGUGCCCCAAGUGCAACGCGGCCUUCGGGGCCCACGACUUCCACCGCGUCUACAUCAGCUGAGACCCACGGCUGCCCCAUAGCUGCCCCAUAAGUGGCCCUAUAUAGCGCCUAUGGGUGGCCAUUGGGGGGUCUUGGGUUGGGUUAUGGGUGGCCAUUGGGGUCUUGGGGGGAAGUUGCCCCAUAGCUGCCCCAUAAGUGGCCCCAUAUAGCGCCUAUGGGUGGCCAUUGGGGGUCUUGGAUUGGGUUAUGGGUGUCUAUUGGGGUCUUGAGCCCAUUGGGGUCUUGGGUUGGGUUAUGGGUGUCUAUUGGGGUCUUGGGUUGGGUU
Messenger RNA from Coturnix japonica (Japanese quail), 1329 nucleotides. NCBI's taxonomy places the organism in Eukaryota, Metazoa, Chordata, Aves, Galliformes, Phasianidae. The record is from RefSeq and is a predicted model, not a curated record.